CUGGCCUACUAUUUACUACACACAUUGUCUGCCGUGACAUGGCAGCGCAAGGCCAACGCAACAUCCCUGCAGCCAUGCGACGUUUUUCCAGAGUUCUUAACAGCAGAAGAUUAAUUCAAUUAGCGGGGCCUCAUUUGAGGUUCAUCAGUCAGACCAGUUCCUGCACAACGCCGCGCAGAAAACGCUUAUUGUUGGAUUUACAAGGAUUAGUCAUAUUCACUCGCCUUUUUUGGCACUGGAUACGUCCACUGUUGAAAUACAGAGUGAGAAACAGCCCUCCAGCAGGCUCAUCAGGACGAGGACACUCUGGUGGAUCAGAGAGGAAGGCUAGAGUGCAAGGAACUCUGCUGUUCGGAGCGGCGGCGUUUGUCUGGGACAGGGAAAAGAUUAAGGAUGAAGAGAUAGAGAGUUGUCUCAAUGGUGCCGGACUUAAACAGACAAAGCAAGCCCCACCCACUAAUCCUGACCCCAUACAAGAAAUCACAACAUUAGAUCCUCCUCCUAUUGAUCCUGUUGCUGCCGCCGGAUUACUACCCAUUGUGUCGUCUCUUGUCCAUCCACGGCUCACCAGCUCUGCUGUGGCUGAACAGCCACAUAAUGAUUGGGAGUUUCUGCUAAAGAACGACAACUUUAAAUUGUGGAGGAAACUGCACAAUGAGAGCGGGGUCUAUUGGUAUAAAAUGGUGGGAUCAUACAAUGAUGUGUCUCCAAGAGCAUUUUAUAAGACACAGAUGGACCUCGACUACCGCAAGAAAUGGGACACAAGUGUAAUGGACCUGAAAGUUAUCGAGCGAGACGUAACAACAGGCAACGAGAUUGUCUACUGGUCACAGAAAUACCCAUUUCCAAUGAGAAGCAGAGAAUAUGUGUACGUGAGACGAGCAAUGUUUUGUAGCUCAGAUAAUGCGAUGGUAAUUGUGUCGCGAGCUGUCGAGCAUCCGGGGUGUCCAGAGAAAUCAGACUUUGUCAGAGUGAGGGAAUACAUCAGUCAAAUGGUUAUUAUUCCACAUUCGGACUUCGAUAAGGAUGGUCUGGAUUAUGUUUGUACAUACUUUGAUGAUCCCAACACGUACAUCCCAACUGCUUGUCUCGGCUUUGCAUACAGAGGAAUUCCUGAUUUCAUGGAGAAAUUCCACACAGCUGCUUUGGAAAGGGGGCAAGCAAGACGGGAAAGUCAGGAGUCGUCACAGCAGAGGAAGACAUUUCCAUGGCAGAGACAGGCAGAGCCACAAGCAUAAGGGCAGUUGUACAUCAUCACGCAAUGUAACACAAUGAUUAACGAAAUAGUGAAUAUGCUUUGCAAGAAAAUAGAAAAACCAAAGUACUGCAUCAUUUGUUGGAGUGCAGUUUUCA
Corticium candelabrum is the source of this 1353-nucleotide messenger RNA. Its product is annotated as stAR-related lipid transfer protein 7, mitochondrial-like. NCBI's taxonomy places the organism in Eukaryota, Metazoa, Porifera, Homoscleromorpha, Homosclerophorida, Plakinidae. The coding region runs from base 39 to 1238 and encodes 399 amino acids. The transcript is spliced from 8 exons. The record is from RefSeq and is a predicted model, not a curated record. Gene Ontology annotation, molecular function: lipid binding.